CAGCAAGGCGGACAACACGCCUACAAGAGAUCGCGACGCUGUGGCGCCAAAGACGUGUUGGCAACUCAUAGUCGUUUUGAUAUGUUGUCUAAGUGCUCCUCGAUAAUUGGAUCACCGCUACAGGUACUACGAAGAGUAGGCUGUCGUUCGCAGUACUUCGUGCAGGAGUGACGUGCUGGGAAGCCACUCUACCGAGCAGCAGGAGCUCCAUUCGUCUCCGCGGUCUUCAGAGAAAGAAGCAGCCGACGACAUCCGUGGCCGGCUACGAUGGAGGCGAGGAUCAAAGAAGCGCUAAAAACGAAGAAACUCCGCGCUACUGGCCGCGGAGGCAGUGGCUGCAUCAACGAAGGCGAAGCGUUCGAGACCGACGAUGGUGAAGUGUUUAUUAAGAGAAACUCCAAGCCACAGGCACGGACGAUGUUCGAUGGCGAGUACGCGGCCUUGAAGGCUAUCCUGGAGACGGAGACCGUGAAAGUACCGAAGCCGUACGUCGUGGUUGACAACCCUUCCGGCGGUGCGGCCCUGGUUAUGGAGAGCGUGCGGAUGCGCCAAUUGAGCCGCCACUCGGAGCUCCUGGGCAAGCAGCUGGCAAGCAUGCAUUUGCACAACAGCCGCAAACGGGACGAGGGAAGCUCGGUACACGGCUCCCGGAAUGAGUCUGGCUACGUGGACCAGUUUGGCUUUGACGUCACCACCUGCUGUGGGUACCUGCCACUGGAUAAUAGCUGGCAUGAUGACUGGGUGGAAUUCUUUUGCCGGCAGCGUAUUGACGCCCAAGUGAGAAUGGCCCAGGAAAAGUACCACGACCGCGAGGCUCCGGAACUGUGGUCUCUGCUGGUUCACAAGGUGCCGUCCUUCUUUGAGGGCCUGGAAAUUGAGCCUGCCCUCAUUCACGGUGACCUCUGGGGCGGAAAUGUGGCUGAGUACGAGGACGGACCGAUUAUAUUUGAUCCAGCAUCGUAUUACGGGCACGCGGAGUUUGAGCUGUCCAUAGCGAAGCUGUUUGGAGGCUUUGACGGCAAAUUCUACUCGGCGUACUUCAAGGUUAUACCCAAGGCGGCGGGCUUUGAGAAGAGGCUCGACUUCUACCAUCUCUUCCACUACCUCAACCACUGGAACCAUUUUGGUGGUGGCUACCGCAGCUCUUCUCUUUCCACGAUGCGGCGGCUCCUGAAGUGAGAACUUGCAUUGUGAAGGCGACGGCAUCGCUCUACGCCAAAGUGUCACGGGCAAUGCCUCCUGUCGUUCGUCGUCAUUGUGGCCACUGAUGUUGUUACCGUUGUGAUUGUCGCAUUGUUGUCGGCCUAUGUCGUGCCUGUGCUUGUUGAAUGUUGCUAUACCAGUGUCUUUCCGGUGGAUGCGCCACAACUGUAUGAACGACUCUGGGUGGCAUGCUAAAAAAACGGAAACUGUAGUGAAGAGUAUGCGGACCAAACAAAGAUCUGAUGAUGCAGCUAAAUUCUUGCAUGCUUGCAGGCACAUACAGAUUUGUUGCAAAAUUUCAACUCUUUAGAGGGCCUUUUUACGAUUGUUAUAACGAUGUUACAAACAUUAAAAAUUGUUUUAGUGUUGUUCACUUCAGGAAAAGUAGGAACUUUGGGAUUGCAAAUACUGGGGCCGAUCAUUUCAGACCUGCUCUCUCGUUCAGCCCCACCCGCAUCCACAUCCACUUCGAACAAACAAUAUGUUACGAAUUCCAAAGUUCUGGCCAUUGUCACACAAACUAUUCCCAUCAUUUCCAAAUAUCAUUGAUUGAUAUGUGGGGUUUAACAAGUCCCAAAACCAUCAUAUGAUUAUGAGAGACGCCGUAGUGGAGGGAUCCGGAAAUUUCGACCACUUGGGGUUCUUUAAUGCGCGCCCAGAUCUGCGCACAUGGGCCUACAGAAUUUUCGCCUCCAUCGAAAAUGCAGCCGCCGCAGCUAGGAUUAGAUCCCGCUACCUGUGGGUCAGCAGCCAAGUACAUUAGACACUAGGCCGUCCGGCGGGGCAAUUUUUCAAACAGCGUAGCAACGUUCUUGUUGGUACCUGUCAGCUUACUGUUCUUACAGAAUGAAAAGAGUAUUUUUGUCAUGGAACACUCUUCAUUUCGAGCGACAAAACAGUAUGUACUAUCUUUAAUUUUUUGGAAAAUCUUAGUGUACUUUAUUUUAAUUCUUGAUCAAUUGUUUCAAGUGUUACAGUUGAAAAAAUGUCCUCAUACCUUUGUGCCAGUGGGAGACAUGCAUAACAUAAUGUGGAAAAUUGGGUUUCCAGUUUCCGUGAAACAAUUAUCAAUACGUUUACCUUUCUGCGUGCGUUUAGUUUGCACGUCUGCAAACUCGUGCAGGAGACAGCAACUCUUACAAAAAAGAAGCUGGCAUGAAUGGUGUUUACCGAAGGCAUACUGAGUCAUGCAGAUUCGUUUUUCAAAGCAUUUCAUCGCAGGCUUGUGAUUGCUCACAUGUCGAAUGUAUGUCUACAUUUUGUAGUCCUAGUCUUAUUUUUCAAUAACUUGUUUUUCUGUAAUCUUCGUUUAUGGCACCUGUCAUCAUGAGGCUCUAAGGGUAUUCAACGUAGUGUAACAUUUAUGUUUCCAACUGGCUACACCGUAACAUUGUUCUUGGUUGCAUAACUGGUUCUCUGUUGAGGCAGAGUAAAAGAGAAACAGAGCUGUGAAAUCAAUAAAUUGCACAUAAUGCUGCUGUAUUACACCACAGCUCUUGCAAGUACUGCUGUCAUUCUUCUUGGGAAUGCAACAAUGAAACCAUUAUCUUACGAUUUGUUUUGAACCUAUCCAAGACGUGUCUUACAACAGUACACAUUAACACAAGGAGCAUUAAAUGACAGUUUCAAGACACCUUUUGUUUUUUUUCUGGCACCCAAAAUUUCAACAACAUUGUUAUAUAUUUUUGCAAGAAUGGUGAAAAUAUGAGGCAAGCAGUAAUUAAGACAAGCAAUCAAAGUACAAUGGGCAUUACUUGCAUUUUUUUCAUUCAGUUGUAUUAAUUAUAUGACAAAGGCAAAUGAAAGAAAACAAAAGGAAAAAACUUAACGAACCCACAAUGUUCACAUUAUCUGUCAUGUGCACUGCCAAUUGUGCUGUGGCGGCAGCCAUCCUUUCCUCCAUUUUGUUGAGUGUUCGUACAUAUAUGUAACCGUGUGAAUUUCAGCUAGCGCCAGUAGAUUCCAUUGGCAGUGAAUGUAUAGCAUCCUGUAUUGCCAGAUGGCAUCGAGCAGUGUAUCAACUUCGGAACUUAUACUGGUGUAACAUGAGCACUUUCGAUUGCAAUCACAACCGAUCUGGAUUAGGUUGAGUCAAGGUCAUAUGCUGCCACAUAGUCACUUUUAAUUACGGUCAGGCCUGAUUGGGAGCGAGGCAAUCACAACCUGUGCAUAUAAUCUUGCUCCUAAAUUGCCAGUCGACUGACGUCUGUGCCGAACUCGAUACAGAUUGCUUUUUUUAACCAUGUGGCAGUGAUUGUCGGUGAUGGUGAUUAAGAAAUCCGAUCGUAUCGGCCCUGAUCACAAUCAAGAAUGCCCUCGCGACACUGGUUUUUAUGGUGCCUAAAUAUUUUUACAAGUUUCAUCGCCUGUGGCAUCAGCUCCAAGGACUAAGUUUUUAUGUGCAGACCUUUUCUUGGAUCAGCGCGAAACACCUCGUCUUUCUUUUGUGCAUGUCCUUGGAAUGCAUUUUAGUCCUAAGCUCUUGAUAAACACUAACACUACUGGCCCUCCCUCCGGCGAGUGUCUAGUGAAAAAAAGGUUGGUUGAUAGGGCAGAACCUGGCAUAGGUGGUACUUUUAAGGCCUCUGUGUCAAUUUCGUCUUGCCGUUAGUACAGCCAGCAUGCAUUGUGUGGCCAUGGAAUGUUAUUGAUCUCAAACAAGUGAUCACUUGAGGACUUGGACAGAGGUGCAUCUGCAUGGUUGUGUGUCUGCAUUCCACUUUAAAAUGCCUUCAAGUUUGGUGUUGCAGAGCAGCCGUCCAUGCUGUUGACGCUGAAGUCGUCGUUGUCAGUUGUGAUUGUUGCUUUUGUUUGUUGACCUGUUACCAGUCGUUUUGCUGACAAAUAUUUGUAAAAAUUGCUGAGUGCAAUUACCUGGUGGUCAUUAUAACUGUAGUACAUAGUUUCAUAUACUUCGGCAGCAAAAUUGUAAGGCAACAGCUAAAGACAACCUUGCAUGACACAAGUGUUGAAUGUUGUUUCUCAAGUUCUAUGACUUGAACAAAAUUUCGUUAAUAGGUAUCUAGCACUACAUGUCGUAACUCCAGGCUAUUCAGAAUAAGCUGCCAUUGUGUAGAAGUAGAGAAUUGUUUAUAUCUAAAGCCAUAAUAUAUGGAAGUUCUUAUGUGUUUUUUUUUUCUUGCUGUUGAAUUGGUGUUUAUUACUAUUGUGAAUAAAGCUGGCAAUAUAAAAUGCAUUUCUGGAUAGCAAAGCUAGCUUUUGUAGAAAUUGCAUUGAGAGGCACACAUCUCCAAUAUUCAAAAUCGCACUAUUGGCUGGGCAGGGAACUUUUUACGCAGUUCGGAUUGCUUUAAACUUUAAGGCAACGAAAAAAGAAUGGUCAGGCUACAUUAAUGUGUGCAGAAAGUGAUGCCUUUAAUUUUGCUUUGGCUUCUGUGUACAAGAAAUUAGAAAAUAAUAAAUGUACACAAAAAUACUGUUAGCAUGUACCUGACUAUAGAAUAUAAUUUUGAGACAGUAUCUUUGUAUAAAUGUUUCAGGAAAAUAAAUGUCACUGUGCACUUGUGCA
Rhipicephalus microplus (southern cattle tick) is the source of this 4732-nucleotide messenger RNA. Its product is annotated as ketosamine-3-kinase. NCBI's taxonomy places the organism in Eukaryota, Metazoa, Arthropoda, Arachnida, Ixodida, Ixodidae. The record is from RefSeq and is a predicted model, not a curated record.